CUAAUUUUAGAUAAUAUCUCGAGACAUUUUAGAAUCCAAUGAUUUCGUUAGUGUACUUCAUAAUCGCCCACCGCUAGUAUUAUCAACUAUGUACUAUCUAGAUUCUAGUGAAUAUUUAAAUUUGAUAAUAUAAAAAAUAAAACAAAGCUUUCAUUAUUUAAUCAUUUAUUAUCUUACAAGUCUUAGGAAAAGAGCGUGUCGGCAUCCCUUAUACUCCAUAUCAUAAUAUUUUUCGUAAAAGUCUUGCACCAACUCCUCGACCUGAGAACAAAACAAACAAUAAUGUCCAUUGAAAUAUUUCAGGUAAAAUGUGAUACUUGCUCAGAAAUUGUACACGAACCGUUUAUAGAGUGUUGUGAGUGCGAUUGUAACCUGUGUUGUGCUUGUUUUUCAUCUGGGAAACAAAUAGGCAAUCAUAAAAACAGUCACAACUAUGCCAUAAGACGAAAUGAUUUCCCACUUUUUGAUAAUUGUAAUUGGUCAGCUAAAGAAGAAUCUAGACUUUUAUCUGCACUAUCCAUAUAUGGUUUUGGCAACUGGGAAGAAAUAGCCAAAUACGUACACACUAGAUCUAAACUGGAAUGUCAGGAACAUUACAAGAAGUAUUACAUUGAAAAUGUCCAGUACGAAGCACUGAAACUAUUACCAGAAACAAAGCAAUCCUUAUUCCCGAAGCCUGCAACACCAUAUUUAUUCAAUUUAGAUAUAAGUAUAAAUCCACCAAGAAAUAAUCAGGCAGAUCCACACCUGGCUGGGUAUAAUGCUUUCCGUUCUGAAUUCGAAUUCAACUAUGAUCACAAUGCAGAAGGUAUAUUUAAUAUCGAAGAUUCACACUCAGAGGAUGAGGAUGAUGAUUGCAUGGAUGCAUUAAAGGUUAGUCUAGUGAGUGCUUUAAACACAAGAUUUAAAGAAAGACAGCGCAGGUAUGAAAUAAUACAAAAUCAUGGUCUUAUAAUGCCCAAUAAACUCUUAUCUUGGCUGAAAAGUUAUGAGGGUACAGCUACAGGGAGGAAAGUUGAAAGAUUUAUAUCAUUCAUGCAGUUCAUGACGGGAAUGCAAUUUGAUUCUUUUAUUGUAUCUCAAUAUUUGGAAGAUGAUUUGCUUCAAACAAUAAGUAAGCUAUGUAAUUAUCGUGCUAAUGGUAUCAAAUCAUUGUAUGCAGCUCAUCUCUAUUGCCAAUUGAAGAAGUACAAAGAAAAUGCACACAAAGAACAAAAACAUUUCACACAUAGUAUGUCAAAGAAUUUUGAAUCUCAAUCACCUACAAAAAAUAAAUUUUCCAUGAAGAAACACCUACAAUACAUAAGGUUUCGCAGUUCAAGUUUGCCGUUGGACAUAGAAGAUCUGCCCAAAUACCAUCUGUUGUUAGAUAAUGAAAAAAUAUUGUGUUCAAAUAUUCGUCUAACUCCUGAAAGCUAUUUAGAAAUUAAACAUGCACUUAUUCAAGAGAAUACCAAGCUGGGCGGAUUACGGUUAUUGGAUGCCAGAAGGAUUGUUAAAAAAGAUGUCAAUAAAACAAGAAAAAUUUAUGACUUUCUCCUUACAGAAGGGUUUGUUAAUAAAAAUGCUAUUAUAUAGUAGUAUUCUAAAUUA
This is a messenger RNA of Leptidea sinapis, 1593 nucleotides long. It is a transcript of the gene Ada2a, whose product is annotated as transcriptional adapter 2A. Gene Ontology annotation, biological process: regulation of transcription by RNA polymerase II; chromatin remodeling. Gene Ontology annotation, molecular function: chromatin binding; transcription coactivator activity; protein binding. Gene Ontology annotation, cellular component: SAGA-type complex; nucleus. The transcript has a single exon. Bases 283 to 1578 code for a protein of 431 amino acids. NCBI's taxonomy places the organism in Eukaryota, Metazoa, Arthropoda, Insecta, Lepidoptera, Pieridae. The record is from RefSeq and is a predicted model, not a curated record.